This is a messenger RNA of Pectinophora gossypiella (pink bollworm), 408 nucleotides long. Its product is annotated as tissue factor pathway inhibitor-like. NCBI's taxonomy places the organism in Eukaryota, Metazoa, Arthropoda, Insecta, Lepidoptera, Gelechiidae. The transcript is spliced from 5 exons. Gene Ontology annotation, molecular function: serine-type endopeptidase inhibitor activity. Bases 1 to 408 code for a protein of 135 amino acids. The record is from RefSeq and is a predicted model, not a curated record.
AUGUACAGAAAAUGGUAUUAUGAUUUAAAAUUACAAGACUGUAAAGAAACUGAAAUUGGCAAGUGUGCAAACAAUUUCAACAGCUUUUCGAAUAAAAAAGCCUGUAGAGAUCAGUGCCAAGAUGCCGGUAAGCAGGAGUUUAAGACACGUGUUACGCCGAAAAUAUAUUGUACUUUUCAACAAGAUUUCGGUGAUUGCAACACCUACUAUCCUAAAUUUUACUUCGACAUAACGCACCGGGAAUGUAGGGGUUUUUCGUACAGUGGCUGUGGAGGAAAUUUAAAUAGAUUCGCCACUUUCCAAGUGUGUUCCGCAAUUUGUAUGCCGCUCGUCGAGUACAAGUUAGAUGAAGAUGUGAAAGACGUCGGACAGCAGCGUGCAACGCUAUUUUCUAUAUUGUUCGGGUGA